AGUGGAAGAAACGCGGAACCAUGGCCGCUGUGGUUGCUGUUUGCGGUGGUCUAGGGAGGAAGAAGUUGACACACUUGGUAACGGCUGCUGUCAGCCUUACACAUCCCGGGACUCACACGGUGCUUUGGAGAAGAGGUUGUUCACAACAGGUAUCCAGCAAUGAGGACCUGCCCAUUUCAAUGGAAAAUCCUUAUAAAGAACCUCUUAAGAAAUGUAUCUUGUGUGGAAAGCAUGUAGAUUAUAAGAAUGUACAGCUUUUGUCCCAGUUUGUUUCUCCAUUUACUGGAUGCAUUUAUGGAAGGCACAUUACAGGUCUUUGUGGGAAGAAACAGAAAGAAAUCACAAAAGCAAUUAAGAGAGCUCAAAUAAUGGGGUUUAUGCCAGUUACAUACAAGGAUCCUGCAUAUCUCAAGGACCCUAAAGUUUGUAACAUCAGAUAUCGGGAAUAAAUUCUAUCACGUUACCACUAAUAAACUUAUUUUACAGUAAGUGGUUGUAUGAUGCCAAUACUGACUCAAACCAACCUUUGGAUAGAAAAGUGUUUGAGGAGUGAGGUAAAGAAUGACACUUCCCCUUCAUACCAAUGUCCAUUAAGCAGAUUGCUUAUUUAAAAUGUUAACACUCAUCACAUUUUAUCUAUGUUGAAUAAAAGUGGUUCUGUGUGAUUGUCAUUUAUAUCUGAUCCCCAAAUAGCUCAUACAAUAAUCCAUUCAAUAGAAUGGAAUUAAAACUGUUCAGAAUGAUUUUCCAACUAGCAAAUAUAAGUAUGCCUGGUUAAGAUAUCUUCCCUUUGUAGAAAUGUUACAUUGGGAUGGAUAGUGGUGCUGUCACAGAAGGACAAAAUAUUCCUAGACGAGUCUACCCUCAAACCAGUAGUGUCUUUUACAUGAAGAGAUGAUUUACACCUAAUAGACAUUGAAUAUGAUAGACAUACAUGUAUAUAUGUAUCAGUUCUGAGUUCCACUGGCCUAUCCCAAAUACACUGGAUUACCAGGCUUGUACUGUAUUCAAAAUGAUAGAUUUGCUAAAUUUCAUGCAAAGGACUCUAAACUAGGGGAGAGAUUACUGUUUGUGUUGUGUUAUAGUUGUGUAAUAAUUAAGGCUGCCAGAUUUAGCAAGUACAAAUGUAGGACAAAUUUAAAUUUUAGAUGAUGUUUUGCAAAUUUAUUGCAUGAUAUCCAGCAUUUUAUCUGGCAACUCUAGCCAUAAUGUACUUCUAAAAAAGUAUCACUUAAGGAGAAUUUUAAUGACUCAGAUAAAUUUUCAUAUAAAUUUCUUUCCAUAUUUUGAAAAUAAGGCUAUUCUUGCUUUUCCAUUUUAUUUUUUAAUAGACAUGGUCUCAAUACGUUGCCCAGGCUGGUCUCUAACUCCUAACUUCAAUCAAUCCUCCUGACUUGUCUUCCCUAAGUGCUGGGAUUACAGGUGUGAGCCACUGUGCCUGGUCUCACUUUUCCAAUUCUAAAGAAUGUGUCUGUGUAAGCCUUCCCCUCAACAACUUAGUGAAAGGUGAAAAAAAGGUUUGGAAAUAAAAGCAUCUGAUGUUUGAAAAA
Molecule: messenger RNA, 1550 nt
Organism: Homo sapiens (human)
Lineage: Eukaryota; Metazoa; Chordata; Mammalia; Primates; Hominidae
Gene: MRPS18C
Product: mitochondrial ribosomal protein S18C
Exons: 6
Coding region: 21-449 (142 amino acids)
Biological process (GO): translation
Cellular component (GO): mitochondrial small ribosomal subunit; ribosome; mitochondrion
Molecular function (GO): structural constituent of ribosome
Source: RefSeq, marked reviewed